This is a messenger RNA of Fusarium pseudograminearum CS3096, 723 nucleotides long. RefSeq lists its product as uncharacterized. The record is from RefSeq and is a predicted model, not a curated record. Lineage: Eukaryota; Fungi; Ascomycota; Sordariomycetes; Hypocreales; Nectriaceae. Gene Ontology annotation, biological process: acetoin biosynthetic process. Bases 1 to 723 code for a protein of 240 amino acids. Gene Ontology annotation, molecular function: acetolactate decarboxylase activity. The transcript has a single exon.
AUGCCGUCCAAUCACCUUUUCCAAUACUCUGUUGUCUCAGCCCUUAUGGAUGGAGUCGCCGAGACAGGCAUCACCAUUUCGGACCUACUCAAGCAUGGAGACCACGGGCUGGGAACCUUUCGACACAUGGUCGGCGAAAUGAUUAUCCUUGAUGGUGUGCUUUACGAUAUGAAGCCUGAUGGAUCAGUUGUCGCGCUUGAUAAAGAUGCUUGCGCAGAGCAAAUAGCGCCUUUUGCGAUGAUCACUGAGUAUCAGCCCACGGCGACAAUCUCCAAAGAAUUAAACACCAAAGAUUCGCUCGCCAAGGUUCUAUCAGAGCUUUUGCCAGGAACAAAAAACCACUACGUCGCUUUCAGAGUAGAGGGCACGUUCAAAUCAGUCACUGUACGAACCGUCGGAGGACAACAAUCACCUGGCGAAAGUCUCGCUGAGCUUGGAAAGCGUCAAGCAUCGCAUACGUUUAGCGAUAUCAAGGGUACCAUCAUUGGUUUCCGAUCACCCACUUUCAUGCAGGGUAUCAGUGUCGCAGGCGAUCACCUCCACUUCCUGUCGGCAGAUAAAAAGGCUGGAGGCCAUGUGUUGGCAGUUGAAGGCGAUGGAGAGUUGAAGGUCACUGCGGCACCUAUUACAGCUGUCAAUCUACAGUUACCAUCAGAAGACGAUGCGUUCAAUCAGGCCAAGCUGGCAAGGGAUGAUGAGGGAAUAGCUGCGGUUGAAGGUUGA